This is a messenger RNA of Aspergillus homomorphus CBS 101889, 312 nucleotides long. RefSeq lists its product as uncharacterized. The transcript is spliced from 2 exons. The coding region runs from base 1 to 312 and encodes 103 amino acids. NCBI's taxonomy places the organism in Eukaryota, Fungi, Ascomycota, Eurotiomycetes, Eurotiales, Aspergillaceae. The record is from RefSeq and is a predicted model, not a curated record. Gene Ontology annotation, molecular function: hydrolase activity, hydrolyzing O-glycosyl compounds.
AUGAAGCAGCAUAUUGAGAGGAAUGGAAGGAAGCCGGGUGUUGCCCGCGGCGCGAAUUCCCAAGCCGUCGAGGAUGCGAUCCAGCACGCUGGUCGCAAUGAAAUCAACGCCCUGGUCUGGCAUUGGUACGCUCCCAAUUGUUUGCUCGACAUCGCAGAGCAGCCGUGGUACAAGGGAUUCUACACCAAGGCCACCUGCUUCAACGUGGCGGACGCCGUCAACGACAGCAAUGGGGCCAACUACCAGCUCCUGUUGCGAGACAUCGAGUCGGCUUUCAAGUGUGUGGCCGGAGAAGUACCUCAGUUUCGCUAG